Didymella exigua CBS 183.55 is the source of this 480-nucleotide messenger RNA. RefSeq lists its product as uncharacterized. Gene Ontology annotation, cellular component: MICOS complex; mitochondrial crista junction. The coding region runs from base 39 to 377 and encodes 112 amino acids. Gene Ontology annotation, biological process: cristae formation. The transcript is spliced from 2 exons. The record is from RefSeq and is a predicted model, not a curated record. NCBI's taxonomy places the organism in Eukaryota, Fungi, Ascomycota, Dothideomycetes, Pleosporales, Didymellaceae.
ACGCCCAAGGCUCCUUUUCAUCUCCGUAAUCACUCAACAUGGGCAUGACAACCGGCUUCCUCGGAGGCUUCACCCUCACAUCGGCCGUCCUCUACCUCUCCCUCUCGCUGCACCAACAGAACCGCGCAACACAAGUCGCCCUUCUUCGCCAACAGCGCAACGUCCUCACAAACUUCUACGAGCCCAAGGAGCCUGAAAAGGAGCCUCGAGCACGCGAGGUCCCCAUUGGUUUGGCAGAGAUGGCCAAAGAUAGGUGGAACAGGGUGCUAGAAGAGACGGUGCAGACGGUGUACAACACAGACUGGAGGAGGGUUAGGGAGAGCGCCGAGGAUAGAGUUGGCACAAUUGCACAGAAGAUCAGGGAAAGUGGAAAGUGAGCUGAAUCGAGCGAAGACUGACGAGGGAGGCGAGGUGGGCAAUUGCGACGAUACCCUUCUUGCAGCGACGAUUUUGGAAUUUAUACGACAGCAUAGGGUAGGU